This is a messenger RNA of Macadamia integrifolia, 6211 nucleotides long. RefSeq names its product G-type lectin S-receptor-like serine/threonine-protein kinase At2g19130. The coding region runs from base 3427 to 5952 and encodes 841 amino acids. The record is from RefSeq and is a predicted model, not a curated record. Gene Ontology annotation, molecular function: ATP binding; protein serine/threonine kinase activity. NCBI's taxonomy places the organism in Eukaryota, Viridiplantae, Streptophyta, Magnoliopsida, Proteales, Proteaceae. Gene Ontology annotation, biological process: protein phosphorylation; recognition of pollen. The transcript is spliced from 2 exons.
GACAUAAAAAAAAAAAAAUUUACAUCCCCUCUCGUGUGUUUUUCUUUUAUUACAUCCUCACCCUUGUGUUUUCAAAUAUUACACAAACCUCCUUUGUUAGUUGACAAAUAUUACAAAGAAGAUGACUCCUUCAUAUUUUAGCCGUUAAGUUUUCAAUUUUUUUAAAAUACCUAUUACCCCUAAUGGAGUAAAUUACCCUUAUACCCAUCCUGUGAUAACUAAAGAGUACAGUUGAACUCUCACCGGCAACCUCAUUCUGAGCGAACAUUGACUGACUUGGAAACAAUGAAUGGCAAUCGACGAUAAGCAAGAGUGGCAAGCGACGUGUGACAAGGUCCGAGUGAUGAGCGGCGAGCGGAGAUCUGUCUGCGGCGAACCAAUGAACCGCUGCUAUCUGCAAACGGCGAGCGGAGAUCCUUUUGCAGGGCCAAGCAAGGAACAAUUAACCUUGACAGCUUUAUAGAGGCAAGCGAGGGUGAAAGCAAAAGAAGUUUCCAUCAUUUGCAGCAUUCCAUACACAGAAGAAGAACAAAAACGAAGCAAAAGAAAAGAAAUCCAAACCACAACACUUGUAGUCUAUCCACCUAUAUUAACUUCUGGUUUCUAAAACCCUAAUAUCAAGCCUACAAAAAAGUGUUAAAAAGAAAGUGAACCUUUUAGAGCAUAAAGGAUACAAAAGAAGAAAUGAAUGGCAUUGGGGGGUUAUGAGGGUAGAGACAAGGGUAAAGGGUAAAAUCGAAAAAAAAUAGUGGUUAAAGAUAAAAGGGCAAACUCGUAUUUUAACACCCAAAACUAACAGUCCACUACAACUGACAGAGGAGGGGGUUGUAAAUCACUCAAAUUACAAAACAAUUAGGGUUCACUUUGUUUAAUACCUACUUUUCUUAUAAAUCUAUUUGUUUUGUAAUUAUUGUUUGCGCAAGAGAUCAAUAUCUUGUUGCUUGCCUCCACACGGACCACACCAGGGUGGGGCUAAUGAGAGUGCGUGUUAAAGCAUCAAUACGGAUGAAAUUUUUUAUUUCUUGGGAAUGAGGCAAUAAAUUCAUGGGCUCCUAUUUCUAGGCAUAGGAACCAUGCAACUAGGUAGCGUUCUUUUUCCCCUAUUGUUUUAUGGGCAAAGAACGCUCCCUAAUCGCGCGACUCUGCACCAAAUAUAGAGGGGGCCAAAAUGGCGCCCCCACCUCUACGAAAAUAAAAUGCCGUCCCUUUUAAAGCCCAUGUGCACGCAUCAAAAUUGUCUGCCGUGAGGUGGUGAGGACGUGAGGUGCAAUGAACAUCCGUAUGGGUGUAUGGCCGGACCCUUCUAGCUGUUGGAUACUCACUGCACCUCACCACUCACUGUAGACAAUUUAGACUCCAUGUGCACCUCAUUGGCCCCUCAUGUUGUCACAAGAUUUGCAACUUUACGUGACUAGGGGCACUCUUUUUUCCUUGUUUUAAAUCUCUAGAUUUUACGAAAUUCUCAUCUCAAAUUCCUACCAACGAGUGCAUCCUCCAAUGCCCCUCUAACGACCAUCCAAGGGCGAGAGAUGUGUGUCUAAGUUUUCCCAACCCUUGAAUGAGUCGUAGUUGGAGAGGAACCCAAUCCCCCCGCAACAACCUCUAGAAAAAAAAAAAAAAUUGACAAAGGGGAUGUUAGAAGUGUAUGCCGUCAGCGUAUGAAGUCAUCUGAGUUGGUCGAGUUUGGUCAAUCCAUGGAAUCAACCUUGUCUUCUGCAAUCUCUUUUACGUCUGAGACUAUGUAUUUAAUGGUAGUCCCAAAAAACAAAAAGGUUAAGUCUAUGGUCAAGGGUACCAGUCAGUGGCUUUGCCUUCGGACCUCUUGUCACUUAUAAUUCAAUUGUCUCUUUUCUAUUGUGUCCAAGAGAGGAUGAAUAAAAGUGAAAAAACAAAAGAAACUGGGUCAGCCAUGGAUUAAGUAAACGGACUUGAAUAAGGUGAACCACCCGAUCUGAAUCGAUAUGGGAUGCACGAUCUCGAUUAUCAAAAGGUAUGUUUAAAAAGUAUAUUUUUUUUUCAAAAGAUAUGUAUAUUGAUCAUUCAAUAGUCACAUAUACUAGACACUUAGGUGUCUAUUAGGAAAAAAAAAAGCCCCCUUUCACACACUUUUAAAAAAUAACAAAUAAUAUUUUUAAUCAUUUUAAAGACUUUUCAUAAUUAUUAGAAUUCCUCACAUGAUUCUAAAUAUUAAGAAGAAUCAACAUAACCAAUUGUUACACAUUAGAAUUUUGAACUAUACUGUUGCAAUGUCCUUUGGAUUUGAAUAAACAAUGGAUUUAAUAAGCCACAUUACAAAGUUAGGGUGAAAUAAAAGUUUUUUAGCUCUUUCUCAAUGAUGUAGCUGAUUAACUCAUCAUUCAUAUCCUAACACUCGAUCAUUCACCAAUCCCUUUUUAUAUAUGAAAUUGACUUUUGACCUGUGAAUGUUUAGAGAAUUCACUGAGAAAAAUCUCAUCAUAUUUGACCUUACCUUAAUGCGCAUCACAAUUAAUAUUCCUUCAUCUAGAAUGAGCUCUGCAUAAGUAAAAGUUUUAUAACUCAUAAUCUUUUCAUUGUGGUGGAUACUAUUUUAUCAUCUAAAUUGAAAGAGAGAAAAUUAUGAAAUCUUACACUGAUGCAAAGAAAAAGAAUGGAAAAACAAGAACAAUUAAUCACACAAUGUACAUAGGUUUAUGAGGUUUGAUAGGAUUAUCUUCGUUUUUAAUAAGAUAAAAUCCUACUUUCCUAGCAAUGGGGAAUAUGGCUACAAACCCAGUAGACUCGUCCUCAAGCCUUUCACAACUCACUUACGUUAAAAAAAAUAAUAAUAAAUAAAUAAAUAAAAAUAAAUAAAUCUCACUAUAAAAUGAUUUCGUUUCCUCCCCUUUCAACAUUAUUUCACCAUAGCAGUGCAGCCUCCGUGAUUGAAGGUCUGGUCUGGUAUGAAAUGGAAGCUUCCUGAGUGCAUUUAACGCUGCUACUUCACGCAAUACCAUCUUUUGUCUUUCUUCUAUUGUUGAAGAAGGAGAAGGUCGGUCCAAUCUUUUGUCACUACUCCAUUUUGUCUCUUAGUCCUGGCCGCCUUUUCCACGGCAUGGACUUCGUUCAAUUGCCGUGUAAAAGCGUAAACGUGGACUUCUCUGGAGAGAAAGAGAGAGAGAGAGAUGUGUAGCCGCGUAGGACCCGCGAACAUGACAGCUCUUCUGUUUUUCCCAACCUUAUUUAUUACAAUAUUAAUUAAGAGUCAUGGUGGGUUGGGGGAUGUUUUCGAAUGCCUCCCACCACUUUGGUGCUCUCUCUUGACUUCUUCACGUUUUUAAUUAUUUUAUAUAUAUGAUGAGAAAUGGAAAAGUAUUCAGGUGGUCGUUAUUGGUUUCAUGCUCUUAUCUUCUUCUCCUCCUCAAUUUCUGCUAAAUAUCAAGCUCGUCUUUCCCUGCUUGUGCAAAGAUGAUGAUGGGUGUGAGAAACAGGGCAUGGGUCUUCGACUGUGUUAUGUUUCUCUGCUUUUCUCUCAAUACCCAUCUCUGUUUUGGAGCUGGAGCUGGAGCUGGAGCUGGAGCUGGAAUUCUCUCGGUUGGUGAAUCUAUUUCUGGAGAUCACACCAUAAUCUCUAUAGGCGAUGGGAACUUCGAACUGGGUUUCUUCACUCCAGGUAAGACUCAGAACUACUACGUCGGUAUUUGGUACAGAAAGAUAUCAGAAAAGACCGUCGUUUGGGUGGCAAACAGGGAUAAACCCCUUUCUGAUAAGUAUUCUUCACAACUGAAGCUCUUAGAUGACGGGAAUUUAGUUAUCCUCGACCCAUCUAAAACCCUUAUCUGGUCGACGAACUUGACCUCCAAAACCCCAAAAUCUACUGAGGCAGCACUUCUUGACUCUGGAAAUUUUGUUUUGAGAAAUGUUUCCAAUUCCUCUGCUUUCGUUUGGGAAAGCUUUGAUCACCCAGCUAAUACUUGGUUGCCUGGUGGAAAGCUUGGGCUAAAUAAACGCACCAAUAAAUCACAGCUCCUCACUUCUUGGAAGAAUUCAGAGGAUCCUGCUCUGGGUAUCUUCGCUCUUGAGCUAGAUCCUGCUGGAACUAGUCAGUAUUUUAUAUUGUGGAAUGUGUCUGUUAAGUACUGGACUAGUGGGACUUGGGAUGGUCAUAUUUUCAGCUUAGUUCCUGAGAUGAGAAGUAACUAUAUCUACGAUUUCACCUAUGUUUCCAACAAGGACGAAAGCUAUUUCACUUAUAGUUUAAAAAAUUCCUCUAUUAUCUCUAGAUUUGUCAUGGAUGUGUCCGGGCAGAUCAAGCAACUUAGUUGGCUGGAUGGUGUCGGUUGGAAUUUAUUUUGGGCUCAACCGAGACAGCAAUGCGAGGUUUAUGCUCUUUGUGGGGCUUUCGGAACCUGUAAUCAGCAAGCUGCGUUUGCUUGUGGGUGUUUGCAAGGUUUCAGUCCACGUUACCCAACAGACUACACAAAUCUUAGUGAUUGGUCUGGUGGGUGUGUGAGGAAUACCCAAUUGCAGUGUGUGAAUAAUGCUUCUGUUAAUGGGGAGAAAGAUGGGUUCUUGUUGAUAACCAAUAUAACAUUGCCCAUAAAUCCGAAAUCUUUGGCAGUUGAGAGUGCCCAAGCCUGUGCAUUAGCUUGCUUGAAUAACUGUUCUUGUAAUGCCUAUGCUUAUAAUGAUAACUGCUCCGUGUGGGAAGGAGAUCUCUUGAAUAUGCAGCAACUCUCAGAUGGCACCACUGUUGGAGGGAACCUAUAUCUCAAACUUGCUGCCUCUGAACUUUUGAAAUCAACUUCCGGAGGUAAUAAGAAAGGAUCAGCUACUGGUGCAAUUGUGGGUGCUGUUUCAGGGGCUGUAGCCCUCUUGGGUCUCGUGGCAGUGCUAAUAUGGUUGAGGCAGAGGAGGACUUUUGUAGGACGUUCCAAGCCCGUCGAGGGCUCAUUGGUUCCAUUUUCAUACAGAGAAUUACAGAGUGCAACCAAGAACUUCUCUGAAAAGCUGGGGGGAGGAGGAUUUGGUUCUGUAUUUAAAGGAACACUGCCUGAUUCCACUGUUGUAGCUGUGAAGAAGCUUGAAGGCAUCAGUCAAGGCGAGAAGCAGUUUCGAACUGAAGUUAGCACAAUUGGGACCAUUCAACACGUUAAUCUUGUUCGCCUCCAUGGCUUCUGCUCUGAAGGUACUAAAAGAUUGCUGGUCUAUGACUUCAUGCCAAAGGGGUCUUUAGAUUCCCAUCUGUUUCAUGUAACAAGGGAAUCUGAGGUUUUAGACUGGAAAUUGAGAUAUGAAAUUGCAAUUGGGACGGCUAGGGGAUUAACUUAUCUGCAUGAGAAGUGCAGAGACUGCAUCAUACACUGUGACAUCAAACCUGAGAACAUUCUUUUAGAUGCUGAAUUCUGUCCCAAGGUGGCUGACUUUGGCCUGGCAAAGCUUGUUGGUCGGGAAUUCAGUCGGGUUCUGACAACCAUGAGAGGGACCAGAGGAUACCUUGCACCAGAGUGGAUUUCGGGUGUGGCCAUCACAACCAAAGCUGAUGUUUACAGCUACGGUAUGAUGCUCUUUGAGUUAAUAUCUGGGAGGAGAAACUCCGAUCAACCUGAUGGUGAGAGGGUUGGUUUCUUUCCUUCUUGGGCAGCAACCAAAAUUAAUGAAGAUGGAGAAAUCCUUAGCCUUUUGGACCACAGGCUAGAAGGUAAUGCUGAUCUUGCAGAACUCACUAGAGCUUGUAAAGUUGCUUGUUGGUGCGUCCAAGAUGCCGAAGGUCAUAGGCCAUCCAUGGGGCUGGUGGUUCAGAUACUGGAGGGGGUAAUGGAUGUUAGCCCACCUCCCAUCCCCAGAACUCUCCAAUCUCUUGCGGAGAACCAUGAGCACAUAGUUUUCUUUGCUGAGCCUUCUUCAAACCAGAGUUCACAAACACGGAGUCCCUCCUCUGGUACUCCCUCUCAGGCCAAGAGCACUACGUCAUCCACAAGUUCCAUGGCAUGAAAUUUCUGAAACUGAGUAAGGAGUUCUUAAGCUGGUCACCCAUUUAGUUCAGAGAACAAAGUAUUUCUGCAGUUCUACAUCAAAGCGUAGAACUAUAGUCUCAGCUGUUUCUUUAGUAUCUAUUCACCAUGUUUCGACGAUCUUGAUUGCAAGUCCUUUUUUUUUUUUUCUGUUUGGUUCAGUUCUCAGAUAUGUUACUGGUCACAAAUACUAGCUAGAAAUACAAAUUAACAGUUAAUAGGAAAAAUCACUUCCAUCA